Molecule: messenger RNA, 573 nt
Organism: Aspergillus caelatus
Lineage: Eukaryota; Fungi; Ascomycota; Eurotiomycetes; Eurotiales; Aspergillaceae
Exons: 2
Coding region: 1-573 (190 amino acids)
Source: RefSeq, a predicted model, not a curated record
AUGACUUGGGCAACCACGGAGGUUUCAGAUGAACUUUCCAUCAAAUACCUGCUCUUUAAAGAGCGAUAUAAUCGAGAUACCAACCAAUGGCAAAAGCUUCGCAACAGCUACCAUCCGAAUCCCUCGAAAACACAUAUCGAGAUUACCUGGUUCCAAGGAGAUGUUGAUGGGUUUGUGAAUGGCUCGCAAUCCAUGACUUCACGUGGAACGGGUACAGUUCACACAAUUUGUCCCAUUGAAGUCCACCUGAUGGGAGACAAAGCUGUCACUGGAUCAACGGGGUCUAUCUCGAUUCCCUUUUCCUAUGAAGGACAACAGUAUGACUGCAAUUCAUUUACACGCUUCAUCUCUCGCCUGCAGAAAGUAGACGGUAAAUGGAAUCUGUUAAUGUUGGAGGCCAUAUAUGAUCGCGAUAGUAUUGCUUCGGUACUACCCUCUGCGCAGGUUGACUGCCGGAUACCCCUUGGCUCGAGGGAAAGCUAUAAGUGCAGUGCGUGGCUUCUGGGUCAGAAGGGGUUCAACAUCAAGCAGGAUUUGCCUGCUGUGGACGUCCUCCUUCUUGUGAUAAUUUGA